CGGGCGUUGCCGCCAUUUUUUUCCUCUGGUCAGCGCAGCCAACCUCUAUGCGAUUGGAGCGCCUUGCGACCGUCUUCACCAACCGGCUCUCUUUCAUUUCUUCCUAUUUCAAUUCCGCGGUCAUGGGACGCGGGAAAAAGGGACACCGCGGCGGCGGCGGCGGCGGCGGCGGCCGUGGAGGGGGAGGUGGCCGCGACAAUCGCGGGGACCACCGCCCCUACCAGACGUACCCGCAGAUAGUCAAGGAGAACAGAAAACUAGAACAGUACUACAACUCGUUGAUCGACCUGCCCGAGGACGAGAGGGCCGAGUUCUGGGCCGCCCUGCGGAGAGACUUGCCUAACAGUUUCCGCUUCUGCGGCUCCAAAGGCCACGCUCUCGCCGUCAAGCGCCUGCUCCAGACGCGGUACAUUCCCGAGAUCACCCGCAUCACCCACGAGGGCGUCGCCGUCGCGCCCCCGACGGCCGUCCCCUGGUACCCCGACUCGCUCGCCUGGACCAUGACCACCCCGAAAAAUGUGAUCCGCAAGUUCCCUCCCUUCGCCGCCUUCCAGAAGUUCCUAGUGUCCGAGACGAGCGUGGGCAACAUCAGCAGGCAGGAGGUGGUGAGCAUGAUUCCGCCCCUGCUCCUGGAUGUCAAGCCGGGCAUGACCGUCCUCGAUCUCUGCGCCGCUCCCGGCAGCAAGGCCGCCCAGCUUCUCGAGAUGAUCCACCGCGGCGAGGAGGCUCGCAUCCGCAAGGUCAUCCGCUCCUUUUCCGCCGACGCGCCCAAGGACGACGACGAUGCCCAGGAGGAGGACGAAGCCGCGCGGCUGGAGGCCGACCCCGGCGACGACGGCCGGGCCACCGGCUUGCUCAUUGCCAACGAUGCCGACUACAAGCGCAGCCACAUGCUCAUCCACCAGCUGAAGCGCCUGUCGUCGCCCAACAUGAUUGUCACCAACCACGACGCCACCAUGUACCCCCCGCUCAGGAUACCGAAUCCCGAAAACCCGGACAAGCCCGGCUACCUCAAGUUCGACCGCAUCCUGGCCGAUGUCCCCUGCUCCGGCGACGGUACCCUCCGCAAGAACAUCAACCUGUGGAAGGACUGGACCCCCGGCAACGCCUUGGGCCUGCAUCUCACGCAAAUUAGGAUCCUCGUCCGUGCCUUGCAGAUGCUCAAGCCCGGCGGCCGCGUCGUCUACUCGACCUGCAGCAUGAACCCUGUCGAGAACGAGUCCGUCGUGGCCGCCGCGAUCGAGCGGUGCGGCGGGCCUGACAAGAUCGAGAUCGUCGACUGCAGCGACCAACUACCGCUACUCAAGCGGAAGCCGGGUAUGCGCAAGUGGCAGAUCAUGGACAAGUCAGGUCGCAUGUGGAGCUCCUGGGAGGAGGUUGAGGAGUACACCAAGUCCACCGAGAACGGCAUUGCCCCCGGUCGUCUCGUCGACAGCAUGUUCCCGCCCCGCCCGAACAGCGUCUGUGCCGAUCUUCCGCUGGAGCGGUGCCUGCGCAUCUACGCCCACCAGCAGGAUACCGGCGGCUUCUUCAUCACCGUCCUGCACAAGAAAGCAGAGUUCAAGGCGAAGCCCGAGGAGAGCAGGAAGCAGCCCGCUCCUCAGAGCUCCAAGGCCGACGGCAAGGCGAACGCGGGCAAGCGGCCGCUCGAGGAGGAGAGCAAGGAAGAGGCCGGCGCAAAGAAGCUGAGGCUGUCCGAGGAGCCUGCUAAGGAGGAGUCGGCUGCUGCCACGCCUGCUGCGGAGGCCGAGGCCGAGACCGAGCCAAAGGACGAGGUCAAGGCUGAGCAGGCCCACUCCGAGGUCACCGAAGAAGUCCACACCAACGGCGACAAUGCCGGCGCGUCGAACGAAGUCAAGGACGAAGCGACAGCGGCGCCUCAGCCGCCAGGGUCAACCUCGGCCACGCCGUCCGUAGCAACAACGCCCGCCGCUACGGCGACCGCGGCAGCAACCCCGACCAACCAAGGCCAACCCCCCGAGCCACCCAAGCGUAAGCCGGACGGCCCCUACGAGGAACCGUUCAAAUACCUCCCCCCGGACCACGAGGUGAUCAAGAACGUCGCCGAGUUCUACAAGAUCUCCCCGCGCUUCCCGACCGACCGGUACAUGGUCCGCAACGCGCUGGGCGAGCCGGCAAAGGCCAUCUACUACACCUCGGCCCUGGUGCGCGACAUCCUGGUGCACAACGAAGGCCGGGGCGUCAAGUUUGUCCACGGCGGCGUCAAGAUGUACGUCAAGCAGGACGCGCCGUCGGCCGACGUGUGCCGGUGGCGCAUCCAGUCGGAGGGCAUGCCGAUCCUGCACGGCUACGUCGGCGACGAGCGCGUCGUCGUCCUCCGAAAGAAGUCCACGCUCAAGAAGCUGCUGGUCGAGAUGUUCCCCAAGAUCGCCGGCGACGACUGGAAGCGCAUGGACGAGAUCGGCGAGCGCGUGCGCGACCUCGGCCUCGGCUGCUGCGUCCUGCGCGUCGAGCCCGAGAAGGGGGGGAAGGAGGCCACCGACGGCGACUUUUCCGAGACCAUGGCCCUGCCCCUCUGGAAGAGCUUCCAGAGCCUGAACCUGAUGCUGCCCAAGGAGGACCGCAGCGCCAUGCUGCUGCGCAUCUACAACGACACCACCCCGCUCAUCAACAUGGGCAUCCAGAGGGACGGCAACAAGGGCCAGAAGCAGGAGCAGCAGCAGCAGCAGCAGGACAAGAAGGUGAACGGCGCCGAGGGCGGCGACAAGGACGCCAGUGCCACUGCCGACGCCGAUGCCGAUACAGAGAUGAAGGACGCUGCUCCCGCCGCGGAGGGCGAGGAGGCAGAGGAGACGGUCCAGGAGGAAGCUGAGGGGGCCAGCGCUGCGGAUGCCGAGAAUCCGGUUGACGCUGCUGCCGAAGAACCCAAGACCUAAUUUCUCGGGUCUCCUUAUUAGAGACUGCGGCGCGUUUGGGGAGGAAGCUGAAGAGGUUUUGGCUAUCAGCUGCGAAGUUAAAACGGUGGGGGUUCUUGUUUGUACGCAUUGCGAUGUUCAUCUGAGUUGCCAAAUAAAAGUUUGGGGAAAUAGACUUUAUUCGCUUUGGGACACUGCCUUUUUCCGUGCUAGUCGCAGUCGUGUUCCAGAUCUGUGUAGUGUAUGUACAGUACAUACACAGCCAACAGGCAUGAAAGGUUUCCGUCGAAUCAUAACCUCUAGCAAAAGGCGUGCCGAACCGACUUCAUACAAUCAACAUCUACCAAGUACCAUCAUUGGGCAAAGAAUGCUACUAG
Molecule: messenger RNA, 3253 nt
Organism: Thermothelomyces thermophilus ATCC 42464
Lineage: Eukaryota; Fungi; Ascomycota; Sordariomycetes; Sordariales; Chaetomiaceae
Exons: 2
Coding region: 123-2897 (924 amino acids)
Biological process (GO): tRNA methylation
Cellular component (GO): nucleus; cytoplasm
Molecular function (GO): tRNA (cytidine-N5)-methyltransferase activity; tRNA binding
Source: RefSeq, a predicted model, not a curated record